CAAAAUCCUGUUCAAUUGCUCAAACACACUCAUUUUUCUCUUUAUCUCUGUCUGUUUUAUUUAAAUGCAGAUCCAGAUCCUACUACUGAGUUUUACAUUCAUUCACUGGACGGUAAGGUCUGGUAUUUUGAUGCUAGUACGCCAGAAGAAAUGUCUGACUGGGUGAAAGCCAUCGAAGGACAGAUAAAGAAGAUUCUUGAGGAAUCUUUGCUGCCAAAAAGAAAUAGCUCAAACGAAGAAGCAAAAGCAAAGAUAAUUGCAAUGCAGGGGAAUGACCUGUGUGCCGACUGUGGGGCACCAAAUCCGGAAUGGGCCUCGUUGAAUCACGGGUGUCUAGUCUGUAUAGCUUGCUCUGGCAUGCAUAGAAAGCUAGGGUCGCACAUAUCGAAAAUAAGAGCACUUCACUUGGACGAAUGGAAGCCUGAGGUGGUAUCCGUUAUGACAGCAAUUGGUAAUGAAGUCUCGUGGACAAUAUUUGAAGCACGACUUCCACGGAAUAAGCCAAGCACUUCAUCCUCUGUUGAGGAAAGGGAGAGAUUCAUAAAAGCGAAGUACCUCGAGAAGGAAUUCAUUGCAGAAUUGCCUCCAAGCUCACUUUCUCUUUCAGCACGUAUAUUGGUCUCUGUUAAGAAUGAUGAUCCUAUUGAAUGCCUAAGACUCUUAGCUCAUGCCAGUCCAUCUAACGUUAACGAGGCUCACCCAGAGCACAAUGGAGGAUCAGCUUUACAUGUUGCAUGUAAUCUUGGACGUGUAGUAAUAGUCCAACUGUUAGUGUGGAACUCUGCAGAUGUUAAUAUGCUAGACAGUCAAAAG
Molecule: messenger RNA, 813 nt
Organism: Amphimedon queenslandica
Lineage: Eukaryota; Metazoa; Porifera; Demospongiae; Haplosclerida; Niphatidae
Product: arf-GAP with GTPase, ANK repeat and PH domain-containing protein 1-like
Exons: 7
Biological process (GO): activation of GTPase activity
Molecular function (GO): GTPase activity; GTPase activator activity; protein binding
Source: RefSeq, a predicted model, not a curated record